GCCCUUGAUGAGUUAGUGACGUCCCUUUUACCAAAAAAGAGUGCAUUUCAGGUACAACGUAUGCAAAAGACAGAAAGUGCAUAGAAUCAAAUUAUGUAUGGAUGAAGUCUAAUUACACCUUGUGUUGCAUCUCAGACUUUAAACUCGUAAAAGUGAAACAAUUUUUAAUUAUGUAACACAUCUGAAAACUACUGGAAUAGCGGAUACAAAGAAACGAAGUCGGUGAGUGAGCGUGCAAAGAGGCGGAGUGAAAGUGCAGACGUGGAAUAUAGCCUCGCAGCGACUGGAAAGCCUGAAAACCAGUCGUUAUGUGUAAGGGUGGUGUCUCUGGGCGAACCGUAAGGCAAGUUAGACCUUUGGGAAAGAUUUCCUCAAAGACCAAAAAAAAGCAUAAUUUUUUUGUAAAUUGUCUGUGAAACUCCUCUGCCGGGAAGAUAAGAUCAUUGUUCGGGUUUAUUUUGUAUAAACGAUUUUUAAAACGUUUCGUAAAUAUAUUGUGUAGUAUUGGUUCCUUUUAAACAUUGUUUACUAGUUGAUGUUAAUCUGAACGUUACUUGUGACGUUCAUUUUAACGGGGAAGUAAAACGGAGAAGUCCUCAUGCCCAGGUUGGAUGCGUUGACUUGAAUGCAGAAGAACUUCAGUCUCUGGACCACUGGCGAGGUACACUGAGGCACCAUGGGUAAUUUUAAGGGCCAUGCUUUACCGGGGACCUUCUUCCUGAUCGCGGGGCUGUGGUGGGCAGGGAAGUUUUCCCUCUGUUAUGCCCUCCGCAGGAGCAGGAGCAUGGGGCGCCUGGCCAGCAAGGUCACGCAGCGCCGUCUCGAGGUCUGUGAGGCCUCCGUCAUCCUGGCCUUCUCCGUGAUCGGCAUGCUGGCGGAGCAGUUUGUGUCCGACGGGCCCCAGCUGCAUCUCUAUGACUACACUGAGCACCACUGGGACCGCCUCAUGAACUGGCAGCACGCCACCAUGUACCUGUUCUUCGGCUUGGCGGCGGCCGGCUCGCUGGCUAUUCACUUGACGGAUGCUGCCCCCCUUGCAUUGGACCGGCUGCUGCUGGGCAUUGCAUUUUCCACAGAGGGCUUCCUCUUCUUCUACCAUCUCCACGGCCGCGCCAUGCUGGACGUCCACAUCCACCAGUUGCUGCUGUACGCCAUUGUGGGCGGGGCCUUCACCACCAUCUUGGAGGUGUUCCAUCGUGGGAACGUGGUGCUGGAGCUGCUCCGGGCGGCGCUCAGCGUGCUUCAGGGCAGCUGGUUCUGGCAGAUCGGCUUCGUGCUCUACCCACCCAGCGGCAGCGCCGACUGGGACCUGAAGGACCCCAACAACAUGAUGUUCAUCACCAUGUGCUACUGCUGGCACUUGGCCUGCGCCCUGCUCAUCGCCGCCGUGGUGUACGGCGUCAUGUCCUGGCUGGUGCGUUCAAGGAUCAGGAUGAUGCCCACCAUGGAAAUGGGCCUGCUGAAGAGCAGAGAGAGGGAGCAGGAGUCUGAGGACGAGAUGUAGCGUCUGCGCUAGCACAUGCACCCCGACAGACACCCCCGACAGACACCCCCGACAGACACCCCCGACAGACACCCCUGUCACGAUCAAGCAUUCCGCCUACAAAUUGGGAACCAACACAGUCACUCUCCUUAUUUCAAUACAGUGUGUUAUUCGUUGACAGACACGCCCCUCAGCUCAGGUCCUCACGCUGAUUACAUGAGGAAUAGGGCUUCCCCACCCCUAGUCUGUGACCAUACCCACUCCGUGUCCAGCAUCCAAGGGGGCUGUGGGAGGCUGAGAGUUUAUGGAGGCGCUGUUCAAUUUCCAGUAAUUGAGUAUAUAUUGUUCAUUUGGUACGACUCCUCACAUUCCUCACAUAAAUGAAUAUACUACUUAUGAAAUCGCCGAUGGAUCCAGCAGCAGCCCUAACCCCGCCCCCUGCGCCCCGUCAUUGCACGACGUAGACUGGUUCACGAACAUCGGAAAGUUGGGAUCCCAUAAGAUAGAACAAUGCUGGACUUCUAGAAUGCUGCCAAGCUAAACAUUCUGCUUCCUUUGGUUGUACUCUGGGAUGUUACCUAACCAUUGCCGAGCUAACAGGAGAUCAAACUGAAGCAUUCGUAUUAGAAUGAUAAAUCAGAAUAAGUUAAAUGGAGAAAACUUCCCCGAUGGCAUUGCUCAGAUUAGUUUACCGGUGAGUGUUUUCCUUACCUACCUGAAGGACGUACCACACUACAUUUCAUAUAGUUUGAAGCACCUGUUAUACUCUUGCUACAGUCUUUCUCUGUUCAGCGGACGAGAAAAAGAUAGCUCAUGAACUCGAACAUUGUCCACCCUGGUAUUGCAUUUCUUUUGAUAAAAUAUAAUUACUAUAAAAGCUUUCCUUUUCACAGACUGGAGACAUUUGUCAAUAUGAAGUUAUGCGGUCUUGUUAAUGAAAUUAUAUUUUAGCGCCAUCCUGUGGCAAAAGACUUUAAUUACAGCCAAACAUUUUUUUUCACGGUUGUAUUAUUACGUAUUUUAAAUUAAUAUCCAGGGAAUCUAGUACAGAUAAUUAAAGCUUUAUUUUAUCAUACGGAUUUAAGUGCAAUUUGGAAAUAACCUUGAAUUGCGUGAUAUCGUAUUUUAUUACGCGGCGUUUAUUUUUUUUGUAUUACAAAGAAUGUGAUUCCUUUUAGUAAUGUGUAAAUUAUCAACCUGCCUUGUAAAUCUGCUAUGAUUUAUUAAAUAUAAGGGUAAAAGGACACUUAAAUUAGCAAUUUUGACCUCGAUAUUAAUCGGGAAGUAUUCAGACGGUGUGUAUAAAUUAUUCCUGGAGUAUCAUCUGCAUUGUUUAUGUUGAUUUCAUUAUUAAAUGUAUGCAUUUAAUUUCCUCACGACUCUGCUGACAUUUGGGUAAAUUGCUGUUCAGCGAGUACUCGUCAGUAAACCAGUAAUUAUUUCUCUUCAGUUUUGAAGCGACUACAGGGAUACUUAAUAAUGCGCUUUUGAGUGUCAUUAUUUGUAAUGGUUGCCUGUUUUUUUUUUUUUAACAAUUCCUGUUUUAAUUAUUCUUUGGUGGCUAUUUAAAACGACAUUCUAUCUGACGACAGACUGUGCUCUCCUGCCAAUGUGCUAGCGGAAAAAUAAAAAAUUAUGAUAAUAAUUGGCAAUAAUAAUAUGUUCUUAUUAUUGUUUUCAUUAUUAUUAUUGGCUGUGAAGAUACCUCACAUUUCUAAGGGUUAUAAUCCCUAAGGGUAUAUAGGCUCUCCAUGUGUAAAUUGUAUGUCCUUCCCGACGCCCGCAUGUGGCCUUCUGCGGUAAAUUGUACCUACGAUAUCUACGUAUUACAUAGGAGACUACAUUAGUCUACAUUACGCGGACUAGAGUACAUUGAGACGAUUUUUUUU
Messenger RNA from Brienomyrus brachyistius, 3372 nucleotides. RefSeq names its product transmembrane protein 45a (gene tmem45a). The transcript has 6 exons. The record is from RefSeq and is a predicted model, not a curated record. The coding region runs from base 677 to 1504 and encodes 275 amino acids. Lineage: Eukaryota; Metazoa; Chordata; Actinopteri; Osteoglossiformes; Mormyridae.